Oppia nitens is the source of this 789-nucleotide messenger RNA. Its product is annotated as probable H/ACA ribonucleoprotein complex subunit 1. Bases 1 to 789 code for a protein of 262 amino acids. NCBI's taxonomy places the organism in Eukaryota, Metazoa, Arthropoda, Arachnida, Sarcoptiformes, Oppiidae. The record is from RefSeq and is a predicted model, not a curated record. The transcript has 3 exons.
AUGGGAAAUAAGUUUGUAGUAAUCGCUGCAUUCAUUGCACAAACCUAUGCCUCGUAUGGCGGUAUCAUUAGCUCCGGUAGCUAUGGUAGUGGUGGUGGUGGCGGAGGCGGUGGCAUUAUUUCCAGUGGCCAUUCAAAUAACAUUAUUCCCGCUGCCAUUAAAUCGCAUUGGCGAUUGGACAUCAAACCCGUACACUUGACACAGGAGCCGAUUCAACCGCAAACUAUUGAGAUACCGGCCAUUGAAUUGCCAGUAAAAAUAUUGUACAAUUCAAAAUCAAGUGGCGUUUUUGUCCAACAAAUACAUACACCCGGUGCUCCUGGUCAACAAGAGGCGACCAAAUCAGAGGAAGAACCCUAUCGUUUGUCCCAUGAAGUGGUCCGACCAGUUAUCCAGGAGCUCAGGGAAGUUAUCAUACCGUACAGACGUGUGGUCCAGGAGAUUGCACCGGUUGUCGAAGAUGUCCAGACUAUUGUUGCCCGCGGCGAGGGUCGCCAGAAUAGUGCACUGGGAGUUUCGGGCGGUAUUAUUCCGGCUGCCGGCGCCGCUGCUGGCAUUACUGGCGGUCUUGGCGGUGGACUGGGCGGUGGACUGGGCGGUGGACUGGGCGGCGGAUUGGGCGGCGGACUGGGCGGUGGACUGGUAGGUGGAAAGGGAUUGAGCGGACUGUUGGGUGGCAGUUACGAUGGUAUUGAAAGCAUCAGUGGUCUAAAAGGUGGCUACGGAGCUAAAGCUGCCAGUGCCGCGUCGGCUGCCGGUGCGGCCAGCAGUUCGGCCAAAAAGGCAUAA